AUGAACGAUGGUGAUUAUUUAAAAGAAAGCGAAGAGGAGAAAAUGAGAGAAGAAAAAAAAAACACGCAGAGGGAGCGAGCGUACAGAGGAAAGAGAGAGUGAAGAAGGAAAUAUCUGAGUUUAAAGGAAGAAGGAGCGAGUCAGAGCCCCCGAGUUAGGUCACAUCGGCCACCCCGUAUCGUCCAUGACUCGGUAUUGCUGCUGUCGGUGUUAAUUUCACCCCAGGGCGAGCGCCAGCCUAAUCCGUCUGUCGAGAGAGAGAGAGAACAGAUCCUAACUCCGUCGGCGGCUCCGCUGCUUCGCGCUCUAUCUUCCAGUCCUCGCCCCAUCACUCGUCCUUGUCAAAGCAUCCAAGUAGCAGCAGCUGAUCGGCGGGUCCGUUUUUUCGCUUUCUAAGCAAUUGCCUCUUUUUUUUGUGCUUCAAAAUGUGAUGUGGAAUUGUUCUUCCCUUGUUUGGUUUCUCGAAAAAAAAUUUAGUCUAUCUUCCCCCAAAACGGUUAAUUCUUAAGUUCUUUCCUUUUCUAAAACCGUCCGGAAUGAAUGCUGCGAUGUUGCAGUUCGUUAGGUGGCAGUUACUUGAUUGGUAGAGUACCAGUCAAAUGCUUGUUUCUUCUUCUGGAUUUACUUCCUUCUUUGUCGUUUUCGUCUUCUUUCCCCCCCUCCUUUUCUCCGCAUUUUCAUAACUUUGCAUAAGGAUUGUUUCCAAGUUAAUUGGCCGCCGUCUUCAACAUUUUUCUCUCAAUAUGUAUGGCAAUUACUCUGCAAUCUCUUUUCUCGGGUUCGAUGUGCGUUGAGCUCAAUUUGUUUGCACUUUUCUUCUCAGAUUUACGCUUUGUUGGUGGUUUGACCAGAGCAUCGAUGAGGAUACAGGUUAGUUGGCUGAAGUAGAAUUGGAGUUUGGAGGCUGAGAAAGUUGAGUCAUUUACGUUUUCGGUGCUUUUCCUUAUUGGGUUUUGCUCCAAUUCUGAAUUUUUGUGUUCGUUUUGAUUCUUUAGGGGUUUCCACGUUGGUUGUAGCAGAAGACUACUGAUUCAGAUAAACCCUAAUGUUCCAAAAAGGUGUACAUUGUGGGGUGAGGUAAAGGAUUCCCUACAUGGACCAGAAUUUGUAGGAUAGAGAUAGAGGAAACUUGAAGGACCGAGUUAUUAUGAUGGAAGACUUCUCCAGGUAUUCUCACAGUCCUGCUCACUUGGCAGUCGCACGCCGUGAUUAUGCUGGCCUUCGAAGCAUUAUCUCUAACCUCCCUCGCCUUGCCAAGGCUGGAGAAGUUACUAAUGAAGAACAGUCAGUUGCUGCUGAACGAGAAGCUGAUGCUCUGUCAGCUAUCAUUGAUCGCCGGGAUGUUCCUGGUCGUGAGACUCCUCUACAUCUCGCUGUUAAAUUGAGGGACCAAAUCUCUGCAGAGAUCCUAAUGGCAGCAGGAGCAGAUUGGAGUCUGCAGAAUGAGAAUGGCUGGAGUGCCCUUCAAGAAGCAGUGUGCACAAGGGAGGAAGCAAUUGCUAUGACAAUUGCCCGUCACUAUCAGCCGCUCGCCUGGGCAAAGUGGUGCCGUAGGCUCCCUCGUAUUGUCGCUUCGGCAGCUCGUAUUCGUGAUUUCUAUAUGGAGAUUACGUUUCAUUUCGAGAGUUCUGUCAUUCCCUUCAUUGGCCGUAUCGCUCCGUCAGAUACUUAUCGUAUUUGGAAACGCGGAGCUAAUCUUCGUGCCGACAUGACACUUGCUGGUUUUGAUGGGUUCCGGAUUCAAAGAUCAGACCAGACGUUUCUUUUCUUGGGAGAGGGUUAUUCUGCAGAGGAUGGUGGUGGAAUGUCUUUACUACCAGGUUCACUGAUUGUUCUUGCACAUAAGGAGAAAGAGAUUACUAACGCAUUGGAAGGAGCAGGUGCACAACCAACUGAAGCAGAAGUUGCACAUGAAGUUGCUCUCAUGUCGGAAACCAAUAUGUAUAGGCCGGGGAUUGAUGUGACACAGGCCGAGCUAGUUCCUCAUUUGAAUUGGAGACGGCAGGAAAGAACCGAGAUGGUUGGGAACUGGAAGGCCAAGGUUUAUGAUAUGCUUAAUGUGAUGGUAAGUGUGAAGUCGAGGCGAGUUCCUGGUGCUAUGACUGACGAGGAACUUUUCUCUGUAGACGAUGAAGAAAGAUUAGCAAAUGGAAGGGAUCAGGAUGAUUUUGAUGAUGUAUUGACACCUGAAGAGAGAAAACAGUUAGACUCUGCACUUCGUAUGGGAAAUUCUGAUGGUUUAGGAGAGGAGGAAGAAGCUGGGGGUGUUGUUGAGUACCAAGAAAAUGGUUCCGCAGGGCCAUGUCAAAACGGUGAAUCGAAUGGUACGACUAAGGAUAAAAAGAGUUGGUUUGGUUGGAAAAAUAAAGGUGGAAAACACAACAAUGAUGACUCUGAAGAUCCAAAAAUGGGGAAGAAGUAUUCGAAGUUUAGACCGGAAGGUGGCAAUCAGAAAUAUGGUGAUCACCAAAAUUCAUCAUCUGAAUCUGGUCGGGAUGAUGGUACAGGAGAUGCGAGGAAGGGAAAGGAUAAAAGUGGCAAGAAGAAAAUAAAGAAAGGACCGAGUAGUGAGUCUAAGAAUGAAAGCGAGUAUAAAAAGGGUUUGCGUCCUGUAUUGUGGCUGACACCUGAUUUCCCCUUGCAAACGGAUGAGCUCCUGCCUUUGCUUGACAUAUUAGCCAACAAGGUUAAAGCUAUUAGGAGACUCAGGGAGCUUUUGACUACUAAACUUCCUUCUGGAACAUUUCCUGUCAAGGUAGCCAUACCUAUUGUUCCAACUAUAAGGGUGAUUGUCACAUUCACAAAGUUUGAGGAGCUUCGGCCAGUGGAGGAGUUCUCAACGCCUCUCUCCAGCCCAACACAUUUCCAGGAUUCAAAAUCCAGGGAAUUCUCAUCGGAUAGCGGGUCGACAACUACAUCAUGGAUAUCUUCGUGGAUGAAAGGUGGGAGUCGAGGAGGGCAAUCGAGUGAUAGUGACAGCCAUCGGUUCAAAGAUGAGUUUGACCCCUUCCAUAUACCAUCAGACUACAAGUGGGUUGAUGCCAACGAGAAGAAGCGGCGGAUGAAAGCUAGGAAAGCCAAGACCAAGAAACAUCAUAGGAAGCAACACCAGCAGGCAGCAAGACCCGGCGUUGGAGGAGGGGAUAGUGGCGGGGCACAUAAUCACAGCGAACAUGCUGAAGACUAAUGACAAAGAUAAGCAUUCAUCGAGUGUUCGGCCUCUUCAGAGUGCAUGCAGAAAAGGGAGGAGGCAAGGCCCUUCUUUACUGAGAGGCAUGGCAUAAUCUCCGACGGGUUUGAUCAUUGCGUCUUCUUGUGAAUCGCCAGGAGAUUGAUUUAUGAAUAUAUUGGUUGGUUAGGUUGAGUUUUACUCUUUUGAUGGGUUGAUUAUGAAGCUCCCCAUAUGCUGUAUUUGUUAUGUGAAAAUUUGCAGAGGGUAUUGGAUGGGGAUCCUGAUCCUCUUAUUCCUCCUGUCUUUAACUUUCUCUCUCUGCCCCACUGUCUCAGCCUAAUAGUUUGUUCUUUGGUUGGUUUCCUUCAUUUGUUGUUUGUGGAUUAACCCAAUUGUACCCAAGUUCUUUGUUAUCGAGUUAACAAGCAGAUUUUACCCAAGUUCUUUGGGUAAAUUGCAAGGUUGGUCACUUUGGGUAAAUUGCAAGGUUGGUCACUGAGAUUACAAAGAAACGUUUAUGUUUGGUCACCAAAAAUAUUUAAAUUCAUUCGUGGUCAUUGGAAUUAAUCAAAUAGUCCAAGUUUGGUCACUCUCCGUUACCUUCUGUUAACUCCGUUAAUUUUUUGCUGGCGUGGCUAACAGAAGUGUCUAAUCAGCUAAAUUUAACAAAAAAUAAAAUAAAAUUCAACCUGCCACGUCAUUAAAAUCAGCCACAUAAGAUAACCGACUCUUGACCCGACCCUUAACCCGACCCUUCAUCUUCUUCCUCUAGUUGACCCAAUUGAUAAAAAAUAAACCCUACCUCCCAACUCACAAAUCAGAUCGCAAGUAAAUCUCCCAACUCCCAAAUUUCUCCACUCCAACUCCACCCUCACGUCCCAUUCCUCAAUCCCAAACUCUCCUCCUCGCUCUCCAUCUUCUCCAUUCCCUCCCUCAACCUCCGCACCCAAGGCAGCGGAACCGCUGCUUCGUCGUCCUCUCCAUCGCGGCAACCGACACCAAGCACACCGUCUUGGUGGCGGAGAAGCUCAGACCAGCCGGGCUUGAUCUCCUCAAGGAGUUCGCCAACAUGGAUUGCUCCUAUAACUUCUCCCCCUCGGAUCAACUACUUCGCAAAUCUCAAGGCCUCCUCCACUGCCGCCUCUCGCCUGCACAAACGAGCUCAGAUCUGAAAUAAAAUUUCUUGAUCCCCAGUUUCGAUUACUUCGAAUCCGGCUUCACAACCCCAUUCCCCAAUACCUUAUCCAUCAGUCGCCCAUCAAGUUCUUACUGCUCUACAUCCUCUCUAUCCACACCUCUCAAUCGACGCGAACUUUUGUUUAUAGAAAAUUCUAUAAAUCAAAGAUAACACACGAAUAACCCCACCAAAUGCCAAACCCACUAGAACCCUCAAACCAACUCCAUUUUUGUCCUUCCUAGUGACAGGAACAGAGGUAGUAGGAGCAAGGAAUCGGUCCAGGUGGAAGCAAAAUCCCAAGAGUGGGCAACUAACCGACCGGUGGAACCGGAGAACCUAAAAGUGGCCUCUUAUAUAGGGUUGGUUCGGGUCGGGUUUGAAUGAUGUGGCUGGUCGACUUUUUUUUUUAAUUCAAAAUUAGUUGAUCAGAUACUUCUGUUAGUCACGUGAGCAAAAAACUGACGGUGUUAACGGAGACUAACGGAAGGUAACAGAGAGUGACCAAACUUGAAUUGUUUGAUUAAUUCCAAUGACCACGAAUGUAAUUAAAUAUUUUUGGUGACCAAACAUGAACGUUUUUAGUAAUCUCAGUGACCAAUGUUGCAAUUUACCCCAAGUUCUUUGUUAUCGAGUUAACAAGCAGAUUUUCUGGUUGGGCAUUUUUAACUCCUCCUCCCGUCGUGUCUGCGACUCCGCUGCUUGCAUUUUGGCAGACUGUUUUACUCGCUCAGUCACUUGUUUCUUAGGCCGACUCCAAUGGGCAUCCCAUUUAUGGAGGAAUUUGCAAAAAUGAAGGAGGAGAUGGUCCAAUGGGGAGGUUGGGGCCUCCAAAAAUGGAAACCCCAAAUUUGGGGGUGGAGAUGGGGGAUCCCCAAACAUAGAGACUCUCCAAAGCCCGCCACAUGUCUUUUCUUUUUCUUUUUAAAAUUUUAGGGUUUAAUUGGGGGUUUAAUUACGUGAUUAGUUAGGAAUUUAAUUAGAUAAAAAAAUUUCAACUGUUGUGUGUAAACCCAAAUUAGGAACAUAAUUUUGUCAAAAAAAUCCGGACUCGGAAUUUAACAAAAUUCUAUCAAAAAAUUUGUAUUUAAAAAUGAUGAUGAACUAUACAAAAAUUAACAUGAAUAAAUUAUAUUAAGGCUACGAUAAGUACAUUUUUAAGUAAAUGGAAAAACUAGAAAAACGGAAAUCCCCAAAUAUGGAGAUUGAAGCAUUGGAGCAAAAGAAGGGGAAAUGGGGAUCAAUCCCCAAAUUUGGGGUUUUGCAUUGGAUUUGGCCUUAGGGAUUUUUCCAGAAAUAGCAUUGUUUAAAAAAAAUUUCAAAAAUAGCACCAAAGUCCGAAAAAUUCCAAAAAUAGCACCCUUUCCCAAAAACCGCUCCCUACCAGUGCGGUUUAGGCGAAAACCGCCACCCAGGGGCGCGUUUUUUGAUGAAAACCGCACCCCCACCAUGCGAUCUGUUUUUUUUUUUAAAUCCUAACCUAGGUGGAAACUUCAAACGGACGUAUCUUUGUGUUCGGGUAUCCGAUCGUCGCGAAUUUUUUUUAUUCCGCAUAAAUUUUUGAGAUCUUGCAAGCCGAAGACCGCCGAAUGUGGUUUGGUCCCUCCUUCGUCCCAAAAAACGUCGUUUGCUACCCCGAACGAGCUUAUUUCCGAUUUCGUCAAACUUUGGACAACCAUAACUUUGUGCUCCAAAAUCCAAACGACAUGAAUUUUUUUUUAUUUCGCAUAACUUUUUAAGGACUACAAUUUUUACUAGAAUGAAUUUUCAAAACAGGAAUUAUUUUGGAUAUACAGAAUUUUGGGAAUAGCUUACCUUCCCUUCUCAGCAAUCCACGUACAUUUUGAAAUUAUGUCUAUGAUAAAAGUAGUAUUCCUUAAAAAUUUAUGCGAAAUAAAAAAAAAUUCAUGUCGUUUGGAUUUUGGAUCACAAAGUUAUGGUUGUCCAAAGUUUGACGAAAUCGGAAAUAAGCUCAUGCGGGGUAGCAAACGACAUUUUUUGGGACGAAGGCGAGAUCAAACCACCUUCGGCAGUCUUCGGCUUGCAAGAUCUCAAAAAGUUAUGCAGAAUAAAAAAAAAUCGCGACGAUCUGAUACCCGAACACAAAGAUAUGUUCGUUUGAAGUUUCCACCUAGGUUAUGAUUUUCAAAAAAAAAAAAAACAGAUCGCAUGGUGGGGGUGCGAUCACAACCAACCCGCAUGGUGGGGGUGCGGUUUUCAUCGAAAAACGCGCUCCUGGGUGGCGAUUUUUGCCUAAAUCGCACUGGUAAGGAGCGGUUUUUGAGAAAGGGUGCUAUUUGUGGAAGUUUUCGGACUUAGGUGUUAUUUUUGGAAUUUUUUUUUGAACAGUGCUAUUUCUGGAAAAAUCCCGCCUUACUGGUUACGGGAGGGGAGGGCUUAUUGCUCGAUCACCAAUUCACCAUAAUCAAUUCUAAACCUCCACAAGCCUAUAUCAUUCUCGUGAAGGGAGGUGUUGCAUUUUCAUACUCAUUUUUGCUGUUUUAGCAUGGUUUGUGAAACAGUGCCAAACUACUGGAAAAAGUACUAAACUUGUAGUUCAACUAUUUUAUCGGGACCUCCUACGAUAACUUGGGUAUAAUUUCAAGUUAGAUAACUUGUAUAGAUCUAAACCGUUAAAAUCUAUUAAACUUAAUUUAAACCA
This is a messenger RNA of Linum trigynum, 7008 nucleotides long. NCBI's taxonomy places the organism in Eukaryota, Viridiplantae, Streptophyta, Magnoliopsida, Malpighiales, Linaceae. The record is from the annotation of a GenBank genome assembly.